AUGCCUCAGCACACAGUAACUUUGCAAUCUCCAUGGAAAAGGAUUAGACUCGUUCCACCUACUGCCAGUGAUGAUGAAAUUGUUUCCAUAUGCCGAACGCAUCCAACAACACGCCAAUUUUUGCAGUUUUUGCCUGAACACAUGACCGCAGAAGAGGCCGGCAAUCGACGCGAAACUCGAGCUGAAGAUAAACGCAUCAUGGAUUUCCAUGUCCACUUCACCGAGAAUGGUUUGACUCGAUUUGCAGGCAUGACUGGUUAUUUUAAUCUCGACGAGGGCAAUGAAUCCUGUGAAGUCGGAAUGCUCAUCAUGCCAGAUCUACACGGCAAAAAUCUCGCGACAGAAGUUUUCUACACUAUACUGCAAUAUAUAUUCGAAGUCAGGAAUUUGCAUCGAGUAACAUUCGAGACAGCAGCCGACAAUUUGGCAAUGCGUUCUUGGUUCGAAAAGAUUGCUGGUGCGCGAUUAGAAGCAGAGAGGAGAGAGGUCUGGAAAUAUCCUUCCGGUAAUUUUGUCGACGUAAAAGGAUAUGCCAUCCUGGAGUGGGAGUGGAGAAAUCACAUUAAAUCCCGCCUCGAAGAGCGUUUAAAAGGAAUUUCUAAACCGAACAACAUGGACGCUGCUUAA
This is a messenger RNA of Psilocybe cubensis, 627 nucleotides long. RefSeq lists its product as uncharacterized. The coding region runs from base 1 to 627 and encodes 208 amino acids. The record is from RefSeq and is a predicted model, not a curated record. The transcript has a single exon. Gene Ontology annotation, molecular function: acyltransferase activity, transferring groups other than amino-acyl groups. Lineage: Eukaryota; Fungi; Basidiomycota; Agaricomycetes; Agaricales; Agrocybaceae.